Messenger RNA from Monosiga brevicollis MX1, 489 nucleotides. RefSeq lists its product as uncharacterized. Bases 1 to 489 code for a protein of 162 amino acids. NCBI's taxonomy places the organism in Eukaryota, Choanoflagellata, Craspedida, Salpingoecidae. The record is from RefSeq and is a predicted model, not a curated record. The transcript is spliced from 2 exons.
AUGGCGGGUCAUGAGAGAGCGAGAGACGAGAGAGCGAGAGAGACACGAGAGACACGAGAGACACGAGAGACACGAGAGAGAGCGAGAGACGAGCGAGACACGAGCGAGACACGAGCGAGACACGAGAGAGCGACGAGAGAGACGAGAGACGGAGAUCCAGACGAGAUCCAGACGAGCAAGGCGCAGCUGAUCAAGCACACUAGCUGCUCCACCACCAACAGCGCCGGCAACAGCACCGGCAGCACCGGCAGUAUCCGUAUCCGUAGCAGUAGCAGUAGCGGUAUCCGUAUCCGUAGCCGUAUCCGUAGCAGUAGCAGUAUCAGUAGCGGUAUCCGUGGCGGUAUCCGUAGCCGUAGCCGUAGCCGUAUCCGUAUCCGUAUCCGUAUCCGUAUCCGUAUCCGUGGCGGUAGCGGUAGCGGUAGCAGCCGGCCCUUUCUCUCGCUCACUCUGUCUGACCAAAUGCUCGGCCCUCUCUCUCUCUCUCUCUAA